This is a messenger RNA of Puntigrus tetrazona (Sumatra barb), 1015 nucleotides long. Its product is annotated as small integral membrane protein 26-like. NCBI's taxonomy places the organism in Eukaryota, Metazoa, Chordata, Actinopteri, Cypriniformes, Cyprinidae. The transcript is spliced from 2 exons. Gene Ontology annotation, cellular component: mitochondrion. The coding region runs from base 105 to 395 and encodes 96 amino acids. The record is from RefSeq and is a predicted model, not a curated record.
GACGGAAAGAAAUAAAAAGAAGAAGACAAACACGGGUGUCCUUGUGAACGUUGGCAUCCUCGCAAUUUUAUAUCCUACAUUUUUUUUUACAAUAAAUUACAGCUAUGAAGGUUAAUCCUGAUAAAUGGUACCGGAAUGCGUCAAUGCUGUAUGCUAUUGGUGUUUGGACCGUACUUGGUAGUUUAUUUUGUAAAUACAGGUUCGGAGAUAACGUAGCCAAAGUUGAACAGGUCGAUGACGACGAGCAUAACGUGGAGGUAUAUGAAACAAAAUAUACUCGGACCACAAUUAUCUACAAGAAGGAUUCUGUGCCAUAUUCCACAAUGCUUCUCAACUACAUCAAUUCUAAGUUUGGGAGCUCUAAAGAGAGUCAAAAACAAGAAGACGGGAAAUGAGCUGACUGUUUGCUUGCUUGGUUUUCAGAAGAAAAGAUUCAUUGUUUUUUCAUUUCUAAAUUAAAAAGCAAAAUCUGUGUUUUGCAAUGCUGCGACAUGAAUAACGUAUCUGAUGGUUGGCUUUGGAGAUCUAAAGGUGAAUAUUUUGUUCGUUGCAUCGGUGUUAAAUAAACAGUUGACCCCAAAAAAGGAAAUUUAAUGAAGAGUUUACUCACAUUAAAGACAAGGGUGAUUUAGUUUUGCUUCCAGAACAGAUUAAUUGAAAUGUAACAUUAAGUUCCUUGUUCAGUGGAUCCUCUGCAGUGCAUGAGUGCUGUCAGAAAGAGUCAGAUGGCACCUCACAGCAAUCCACACCACUUCAGCCCACCACUUAAUGUCAUUAAAUAAAGUCAAAAGCUUUGUAAUAAAUUGUUUUGUUUCUUUGCUAUUAGUUUUGUACAUUUGUUAUUAGUAGUAGUAGUAGUGUAAGAAUAAUGCACAUUCUUUUUAUUGUACUUUACAAAUCUCAAAGUGAUAACAAAUAUAUUUAUUAUUAACCCAAUUUUGUUUUUUCAUGUGCUCUGCAUUGUUUUACAGCUCGGUAUCUUGUAGGGCCUCAUUAAAAAGAAUGCAAAAAUAAA